Besnoitia besnoiti is the source of this 4263-nucleotide messenger RNA. RefSeq lists its product as uncharacterized. Gene Ontology annotation, molecular function: K48-linked deubiquitinase activity; cysteine-type deubiquitinase activity; cysteine-type carboxypeptidase activity. The coding region runs from base 1 to 4263 and encodes 1420 amino acids. Lineage: Eukaryota; Apicomplexa; Conoidasida; Eucoccidiorida; Sarcocystidae. Gene Ontology annotation, biological process: protein K48-linked deubiquitination. The record is from RefSeq and is a predicted model, not a curated record. The transcript is spliced from 4 exons. Gene Ontology annotation, cellular component: cell periphery; cytosol.
AUGACCCCCCCUGUCCCUCCAGGCGCCGCGGCGCCGAGUGCAGCCUGGGACGAUUCUCACGAGGACGGGGCUGUGUGGAUGGCUGAAGGGGAGAGGAAGGUGCUGCGGCACGGGUCGCCGCCUGAUUUUCCAUCGCUCGACGGAUCUGAGGACGGUGGAGACAUCGCCCCGCCACGAGACGCCCGCAAGAGAGAGAGGAGACAGCAACCCACUUCGGCUAGGCCUCGGCGUUCCUCGUCAUUUGCUCUCCGCUCUAUGUCUCGCGUAUCGUGCUUCCCGCAGGGGACUGCUUCCACGAAUCCAGCAGGAGAUGGCGGACCGCGUUUCACGUGCUUCGUGAGACGCCUUUCGUCUCCGCGCUGGCGUGCCGCUUCUCUGCCUGCUGUCGCUGGUUCCAGCGCUUCUGCAGCGACCCCUGGCUCUGUUUCUUCGUCACUUCGCCUCCCUUCCUCUGUGAGCGCGUGUUCCUCCUCCGCGCUGUAUGAAGCUCCUGCGUCUUCGAAUCUCGCGGCGCCUGGCGCACAGAUCUUUCCUGCGUCUCCUGGAGGAGGCGCGGAGACUCGCUUCGUGUUGCCGUCUUCUUCUCUUCCUCCUCCCCGUCUUUUCUCUCUUCUGUCCUUGACCUCGUCAGUCUCGGCUGCCCUCCUUCCAGGCUCUCCGCCCGCCGCGUUGGCGCCUUCUCAGGGUUCCGGCUCCUCUUUUUUGCUCUUUUCUGCUGACUCUUCUCGGUCAUCUCCAGCGGAGGCACUCUCUGCGCCUGCUCCAUGUACCGGUUUGUUUUCUUGGACGGCGUUCGCGUGCGGAGAUCUGGUAGGGCAGGCCCCUGGCGUGUGCGCCUCGUGCCGCGGCGGCUGGCGGGAGGGGGGCCCGCGCCACUGCGACUUCGUCUCCGCCCCUGUUGUCGCGGCUUCGCCUCCGCCCUCGCCGCCUGGGAGUGAGGCUGAGUUCCCUGAGGCUGCCGCUCCCUUCACGCCGAGAAACGCGCGCAGCCCCUCCAACGAAGCGACAAUUCAGCUGCGCGAGGAGUGUCGCAGUGGGCGCCACGCAGGCAGCUCUGCGCCCUCUCCCCCCUCUGCGGGCGCGCCGGUCCUGGAGGCGAGGGGCGGGGAGCGAGGCGAGGCCGAGGCCAGGCCGGGCGAGCCAGAUGACGCGUAUUAUCUGAAGAAAGUGAAGUUCCUCGGGCUCGACACAUGCAUCGUCUUGCAAAACAAAAACGGACCUUGCCCGCUCAUUGCAAUCGCCAAUGUCCUCCUCCUCACAGGUCGCCUGUCGCUGCAGGAGGCGCGGCCGCUGCUUGCUGCGCCCGCCGCAGACCGCGGCCGCGACGGCGCGGGCGCUGGCCUGCUGCACGCAGAGGGGCGAGGGGACUUUGGGCAGGGGGCGUCGUAUGUGUGCCACGAGAGUUCUCCCCCGCGAGGCAGGGAGAGAGGCGCUCAGUGCAGCGUCUCAGGCGACCGGCUCAUUGAGCAGCUCGGCGCGCUCUUGCUGCAGACGCGUGAACAAAAACUCGAGAGCGGAGGCUCCGAGGCGACGGUGUACAGCUACCAUUUGCAGGAGGUGUUGGAUCUGCUGCCGCAGUUGCGAGCGGGGCUCGACGUGAACUGCGCCUUCCGCUGGCCGACUGCGUUCGAGUAUACGGCGGCUAUUUCGCUGUUUGACCUCUUCCACAUUCGCCUGCUCCACGGCUGGAUUCCCGAUCUCCCCGCCUCGCACGUCUCGAGGGACGCGGCGGGGGGCUCGGCGGCGCGGGGGGGCCGAGGGCAGGACGCGCCGCGCUGCCCCUGCGAGGCCUGCCUCCUGGAGCAGUUCACCUACAAUCAGCUGGUGGAGCGCUGCAUCGAGUACAACGAACUCGUGGAGGAGCUGCACGCUGCGCAGAGCGAACUGUGCUCGGAGACUGAGCAGCAGCAGGGGCACGACGGCGGCCGCGCCGCGGCAGGCGUUGGAGAGCGAGGGGAAGACGCCGCGCAGGCCGCAGACCGGGGAACGCGCGCACCGGAAGAGACAGGGGUGCGGACAGAGACAUGCGGCGUCGCCAGCGCCCUCGCGAAAGGCUGCCUUGCCGGAAAAGCUGGCGAGGGGGGGGCAGACGCGGAGAGGACACGCGGAGAAGAGUCCGCGGACGCUGAAAGUCUCCACGAGAGGCAGCGAGAAGACGCCACGUGCGAGAAGGCGGCGUCAGCGGAGCCCGGUGACGGAGAACAAACAAAUUCGGCUGUCACUGGGAACUUUCCGCUGCUUGAUGAUGCGUGCGCCUCGGAGAGCGCAGCCAGCGACGAGCGGAAACGAGAGACACGCGAGAGCGAACAGGCAGACGGCCACUUUGCCGGCGCAGAGUCGUCUGCUUCUGUCUCGUCGCCUUCGUGCCCCUCUCUAGUCGACGGCGACGAGCGAAGGCCGGGCGGCGCGGAGACCGGAGAGACGGGCGCGAGGAAGGAGGAAGCGGCCAAAGUACACGAGGAGAAAGAGACACACCGGGAGAGUGGAGGCUGUGUCAGUCCUGCGGGAGGAGCCUUGUCGGCUAGAACUGGAGCGGAAGAACGCAACGGAGUGCAGGGAGACGGAGCGAACUCUUGUGAAGAAGACACUCACUCAGCCUCUGCCGCUUUGCCGGGAGACCAGACGUGCUUUGAAGGCUCUCGAGUGGAGGGCGCGGGUGCCGCAAGGGGGACCUCGCCGCACACAGAGGGCGGAGGGGCUGAGGCGGGCAGUCGCCCUCACCUUCAAGCAGACCUCAUUGACUUUGAGGCGAAAUCGCCUCGCGUCUGCGCCUCUCCGUCCUCGGGCGCGGCGGCGGGCCAGAGGGACUCUGGCUCGCCGGCGAAGGCGCCGGCUGGGAAGGGCACCCUGCUCGGCCGCUUGACGCCUCUGGAGGUGGAGAGGCGAAUCGCGGAAGGCGCGAUUCUGUCGUGUUUUUUGUCCGCGACCUCUUCGCAGCUCACCGAGCGUGGACUGCGCCUGCUCUCCGCAUCGUGCAGCUGCUUCGAGGACGCCACUGCCGCGUCGCCUGGAUCGCCUCAAGCGCCUGAUGCCGGGGCGGCAGGAAGCUCACGGCAGGGACCUCCGGGGGCGGGCGCGCGGGCCAAGGCGUCCCGAGAGUGCAGCCGCAGAGACUGCCGCUGCCGCUGCCACGGGGAGGCCGCUCGCUCAGCGCCGACGGCGCAGUCCGCGGUCACGGCGCCCCUCGCAGCGUCUCUGGAGUGCGCCGGGACUUCACGGUCUUCCGCGCCGUCGGCGGCUGCAGCGGGCGCAUCCGCGGGGUGCGGAGGGGGUGAGUUGUCUCCGCUGCUGUCUCCGUUCGCGCCCUGGGCGCCCGAGGCGGGGGCGGAGGCGGGGCGCGGGAGCGAGGCGUGCUGCCCGGCGUGCUGCCGAGGAGAGGCCGUCCUGCAGGAGUUUUUGCCUUCAGUGCUGUUUCGAAAUAACCACUUUCUCACAGUGGUGCGGCGCGGCAGCGCGCUGUACGGGCUCGCGACCGACGCUUCGUUUCUGCACGCAGGCAGCGAGGCCGUGUGGGAGCGGAUCGACGACGUGUGGGGCGACAACGCGUACUGCGACGAGAACUUCAGAGACGCCGACGACCGCCGACGGGCCCAGGAGCGCGCACGCGAGAGACUCGCGGCCGCGGGCGGCAGAGAGAGAGACGGCUGGGGCGACGAGGCGGACGACGCAGCGGCUGGCCCGCGCAGCGGCGACUUCCAGGGGCGCGGAGACAGAGAUUCGAGGCAGUGGGGAGCUGCGUACCCGCGCGGGAGCGCAGCGAGAGAGCGGGAGAGUGUGGAGAGAAGGCGGAGAGACGAAGAAGACUUUCAACUCGCGUUGCAGCUUCAGGAAGAAGAAGAGCGACAGGCGUCGCUCCGGUCCACAUCGUCCGCGCUCAACCGGCCGCGGCAUUCCGCAUCGGGAACUAUCCUUCGAGAGCACGCGGGCGCCGAGGCGUCGCCCGCGCGGCGCAUGCAGUCUGAAAGGCCCACCCGCGGCCUCAGCGAGCGGAGGCAACGAGAAAGGGCCGCGCGAGAAGACAGAGGCGCGGGAGGAUGCUUAAGCGCCGUGUGGAGAAGCAAGAAAUACAAGGAGAAAGUAAGCGGCAAUCGCGCUGCGGUCCGCGCAGGGAGGGCGGGGAAGGGGGGGGAAGGGGGAGUGUGCGGCCUGGCUCUCGCGCCCGCGCCUGAGGAAGCAGCUGAGGAGAUGGGGUGUGGGCUGCGCUCGGCUGGCCCUCUGCUUGCUUCUCGCCUUCAGAUGGGCUUUCUUGUCGUUCGCUUGUGA